Molecule: messenger RNA, 1748 nt
Organism: Arachis ipaensis
Lineage: Eukaryota; Viridiplantae; Streptophyta; Magnoliopsida; Fabales; Fabaceae
Source: RefSeq, a predicted model, not a curated record
UUAAGUCGAAUCUUCAAUACUUGGUUGUUUUGAUAUUUCAAGUUGGGGUGCCUUGACUGUAAUUUUAGUUAUUUGGGUCAAUGUUCAAUAGGAAUGCAGAGCCAAUUGAGUGGUUGAAGAAGGCACAGGCAUUAUGUCACCAGAGAAUAUCUGAAAUUUGGAAGGCUGCUGAAAGGCAGAGGAUUGAUUAUAAGGGAUCCACAGAGUUGGGAAACAUUGGCAUUAAUCCAUGGGAUUCCUCCAUUUUGGAAGACCUGAUGAAGAAGAUAAAUCCUACAAUUAAAAAAUUUUAUGGGUAUCACUUGAGCACUAAAUCUUAUACAGGAAAAGUGGCCUUAUCUACUUUGAAGAAUGCAUCAAGGAACAAAGUUAUAGAGAUAGGCGGGAGGAAGUACCAUAUCAAAGGUUGCGCUGGACAAGGUGGUUUUGCUCAAGUAUACAAGGCCUUUGUCAACAGUGAUCCAAAUGAUGUUGUUGCGCUAAAGAUACAAAAGCCAGCUUUCCCUUGGGAAUUUUACAUGUAUCGUCAGCUUGAUAUGCGGAUCACUGGCAGAGAAAGGUCAAGCUAUGGUUUGGCUCAGAGAAUUCAUCUGUAUGCAGACUGUAGCAUACUCAUCUGUGACUAUUUAGCUCAUGGAACGCUACAGGAUGUCAUAAACAGAUAUGCGGUCCAAGGGAAACCCAUGGAAGAAGUUUUAUGUAUUUAUUACACGAUAGAAAUGUUACACAUGGUUGAAACUUUGCAUGAUGUUGGCUUGAUUCAUGGUGAUUUCAAGCCUGAUAAUCUGCUUAUUCGCUAUGCUAGGUAAAAUUAAGCUUCUCCUUCGUUACCAUUAGUUGGUUCGAAGUGGUCCUUGGGUCUUUGCCUUGUAGACUGGGGAAGAGGGAUUGUUCUGGAUCUCUUUCCAGAUGACAUAGUAUUUAAGGGUGAUUGCGGAACUUCUGGAUUUCGCUGCAUUGAGAUGCAAGAGGAUAAGCCAUGGAAAUUUCAGGUAGACGCAUACGGCCUUUGCGUUGUUGUCCAUAUGAUGUUGCAUAAUUGCUAUAUGGAGAUUGCCAAAGAAGAAUCAUCUGAUGGAGGCUACAUGUAUCUUCCCAAACAACGCUUUAAACGUUACUGGAACGUUGCGCUCUGGAAGAAUUUCUUCACCAAGAUGUUAAAUCAAUACCCUGGCAAUGAUGAUAGAAGGUUGCUGCAGGAGUUGAAGAAGUCCUUCCAGGACUAUAUAAGUUCCGAUCCAAAGAUGAUAAAGACACUAAGGGAGUUACUUGCAAAGCAAAGGACUUCUAUGUGUUGUGCUUAGAGUUUCAAAAUUCUUUUCUGAACCUGUUUCGUUUUACUUAACUGUCUUCAGCUGCAGGAGGCUAUAUAUAUAUAUGUGUAUGUAUAUUUGAAGGAAUAUAGAAACAAAUGCAAAAUGCAAGCAAUCCCAGACAGGUUCGGAAGGUGAACAUCGAUUCAUUUUUCUUCUGAUUCUGAUUUGCAUGCUAACAACUGCUCUUUAAUGCACUUAUCCACUUACAUUUGCCUCUUUAAUGCUAAUAUUUAUUGUCCUUUGUAGUUUGAGUUGUCUGAAUUUGACUUUUCAAGUACUCAUGUAGAUACAUGGAUGAACUGAGUGCUGUUAGCACUUAGCAGGUCUAAUGUUGUAUAUGAUAAUUGUUUGUUGUAAUUGGGUGUGAACUGUUUGUAAUAUCUAAAUAGUUUUCCUUGUUUAGAUAGUGGAUUUUAGCUCUGAAGAGGAAUA